AUGGAAGAGAAAUGGUCGUAUUUCAGUUUGAAGCCACAUUUAAGGAAUCUGCGCUACGGUGGUUACUGUGCAUUAGAUCCCAGUACACCACCUAGACGUUUCUAUGCACACAAAAUAUUUUACAUUGCUUUAUUUUAUUACUACAUCCAGAUUUCUCAGAUAGCAUUUAAUAUAACAACGCUUGAUGCAUUUAUAACAUUCUUUAUACAUCAAUGUACAACGCAAUUGAAUAUUUUAAGAUAUGACUUGGAAAAUUUUGUGGACGGCUGUAAAAUGAAAUCAACUGAAUCUAAAAUACCUUUAAUGCAAGUCUAUGAUGUUAAGUUCAGAAACAUGGCAUUACAUUUGAUUGAUAAAACGUCAUUAGCUUGUUUUACAAUCAUACUAUUUUUGAUAUGCAUUUUAGCGGAAUUAUUCUUGUUUUGCUUCUAUGGUAGUAAACUAAGUGACGCGAGUGAAAAGUUAAUGGAUUCAGCGUAUUUUUUGGACUGGGUAGAAAUACCAAUGAAAUAUAGAAGGAAUCUAAUGUUAUUUAUGGAAAUGAUAAAGAAGCCGAUCAUGCCUACGGCGGGAUCUAUAGCGCCGCUUUCAAACACUACUUUUGUUUCAAUUGUCAAAAGUUCUUACUCUUUUUACGCCUUUCUAAAAAAUACGGAAAAUUAA
Molecule: messenger RNA, 663 nt
Organism: Papilio polytes (common Mormon)
Lineage: Eukaryota; Metazoa; Arthropoda; Insecta; Lepidoptera; Papilionidae
Exons: 6
Coding region: 1-663 (220 amino acids)
Biological process (GO): sensory perception of smell; detection of chemical stimulus involved in sensory perception of smell
Cellular component (GO): plasma membrane
Molecular function (GO): odorant binding; olfactory receptor activity
Source: RefSeq, a predicted model, not a curated record